AUGGAUGAUUUUACAGAAUUUACAAGGUCCGAUUUGUCCAAAGAGAAGAUCAUUGAUUUAUGGACAACUGAAGCGAACAAUGGCUCAGAAAAGCACCAGCUAUUAUUGGGGUACCAUCACUUGAAACUUGCAGAGUUGAACAUUGAUGCUGAUACUAACACAGAGAAGGCAGUGACCUGGCUAAUUGCUGCUUCCAAACAAGGAAAUGUUGAAGCCACAGAGAAACUAAGACACUGUGUUCAAACAAAUUUUGGUGUGAAUGAACAAAACAAGGCAGUAGUCACAUGGUGUCUGAAUACGUCUGCUUCAGAGAAGAAAAUUCGAUACGCAGCAAAGUCUCUGUUCUACAAAAUUAACACUGCUCAGAAAGGUUUCCUUUCCAAGGAUGAGUACAAAGAAGCCAUAAAUAAGUUGACAGCCGGCCAUGAAAAAGAAAGAAAACUACUACUGGCUGCUGGUAAUAAAAUUGGCAAAGUAAUUUCUGAGAAUGACUUUGUGAAGAUCUUGUCCAAAAAGAUCCAUGGAACUAUGACUCUGACUUCAGCUGAAAUGGAUGAAACAAACGCAGCAUAUGAUUCAGCAGGACUUUUCCAGAAG
Molecule: messenger RNA, 597 nt
Organism: Candidula unifasciata
Lineage: Eukaryota; Metazoa; Mollusca; Gastropoda; Stylommatophora; Geomitridae
Source: the annotation of a GenBank genome assembly